This is a messenger RNA of Alosa sapidissima (American shad), 2409 nucleotides long. RefSeq lists its product as uncharacterized. The transcript is spliced from 8 exons. The record is from RefSeq and is a predicted model, not a curated record. NCBI's taxonomy places the organism in Eukaryota, Metazoa, Chordata, Actinopteri, Clupeiformes, Clupeidae. The coding region runs from base 378 to 1283 and encodes 301 amino acids.
UUAAACACCCCCAUCCCGGCACGGCGCAUCCUCCGUACUCAAUGCGGUAGAAAAACCGGUCCAUGCACUUCAGCACCGCACACGCCCAUUGAUUUAACUCAUUUUUGUCACCUCUGCAAGGCACUAGGAUUAACGGCACGCGUCUUAUAUUCCUGCUAAAACCCGGUUUAAGACGAAGACUGUAAAUUUAAAGGAGGCGAGAAAGUGCCCUUCCCUUCCAACUUCCAACUUCCAUUCCAACAUCCUAUGGACAGUUGUGCAGUACCUGCUGUGCCUUAACAAUCCUAUCUACAGUUUCUGCCACCUGAGAUCCCCUAUCAUCAUUUCCCUGACACCCACCACAUCUCCUGCCACACCCUAUCCUGCCCGGCAACAACAUGGGACUCGAAAGCCAGACCCCCAACCCAGCCCCCGGUGACCUAAAAAUCACGCAGGUGGACACCUACCUGAGACUGGAGCCCAAGACGCUGGGGGCCAUCCAGGUGCUAAUCGGCAUCUUGACCCUGUGUCUGAGUGCCACCCUGUUGCAGAUCACCGAGCUGCACUUCUUUGGAGAUAUCGUCAUCCUGCUGCUGUUUGCCCUGGAGAUUAUUCUUUCUGGGUGCAUCCUGAUUACCACGGGGUUAUAUCCUACUCUCCUCUGGUUGAAAGCAAUGUUGGUGGUCCACCUGGUGAGUUUGGCCUUCACUACGGCAGCCUUGGGCCUACUGUCAAAGAACCUGCCUUUCCGACAAUUAUCUUACCACUGUGAACACUGCCGUCGCUUUGAAAUCUUCUCUGUGCUGCUUAUUGAUGGCAUCCUUGGUACACUAGUCCUGUUCCUGAUUGUGGAGCUUGUGAUCUGCAUUGUGGCCAUAUUGGUCGGGCUCAGUGUCCUUGCUCAAGGAGGAAUUCAGCUUCCUGGAGUAAGCCAGAGAUUGACCACGCCUCCCGUACAAGUGCAGCCCGUCAUGGUCGCUCCAGCUCAGAUGGCCCAGGUGUCUGUGGUGGUGACUGAACCUCAAGCAGAACCGGAGCGCACUCCUGAGCCAAAGCCGGCACCAAAACCUGUGCAUGCCGCAGUAGUACCGGCGCCCAUUGUGAAAGUUCCAUCCCCACCUAUGGAGAGCACUGAACCACAGGUGGUGCCUAUAGAACCACAGGUGCUGUCAACAGAACCGCAGGUGGUUCCAAUAGAACCACAGGUGGUCCCAAUAGAACCUCAGGUGGUGAUGAUGGAGCCACAGGUUGUAUCUAUGGAACCACAGGUGGUGCCAUUGGAACCCCAGGUCGAGCCUCUGUAACUAACAGCCAAUGAGUAGGCUUUGAACAAUCAGUCAUCGUCUAGGUGACCUGAGGGAGAGAGGUGGAUUGUGGGAAAUGGUAAAAUGGUAAACAUGGAGGAAAGGGACUCUCGGACAAAAUGUGGAACCUGUGAAGGGUGACAUCUAAAUCAAAAGAGUGGAAUCAGGUGAAGAUUGCGCAGGAACGCCUAACAUGGUCUCCUCUGUCAUGGAAUCCACAUGCGAAAGUAAUUUAGUUCAAGGUACCCAAUCGCUCUUGUGUUGAUCAUUCAAAAUUGUGGCAAAUUACUGUUCCACUGUUCUGAGUUGUAACCAAUGUAGCUAAAUCUCCAUACUGUGUACUGUACUGUAAUAAGGUGCUAUUUAAUAUCUAUGGUCCUUUGGCUUCUCUCUGUGGGAUAAGCUGUGACCAGUUGUACCUGCAAUCCUCAAUUGAUUUGUUCUUGCUAGAAUCCUCGUAGACAGCUUUCAACUUGCAACAUACUAUACAUUAUACUUUUGCUCUGCUUGCUUUUCAAUUCAUCUCCCUGCAAUGACUCUGAAUGCCAGUGUGUGAUAUUUCUAGUUUAGAUAUGCUAAUGAAAAAAAGUCUCUUUAAUGAAUCUCUUAUAUGUGGCAUUUAUGACAGAGGAUAUCUGGUUAGGUGCACAAAGAGCUGCUGUUCCUAGGACGACAUUCCGAUUUCGCAACACGAAUGGGAAAGGGACUAAUAAAUUAAUUAUUUGAAAUGCUGCACAGCAAACCGAGGGAACUCAUGUGUCAGUAUGAAAUACAAAUGUAUCAGACUCGAUGAUUUGCCAUUUUAUCAGUCAGAUUUCUGAUCCAACAUACUUAAUUCACUGAGAUAGUUAGUUUGUGUAAAGGCAUUUUAUGCUAUUUCAGCCAUAGGCUUAGCACUCCCACAAAAACAUCACAUGUUCACACUGGGCAUUAAAGUACACAAAUUCAUUUGCAAUCAAACACACACUCACACACACCCUCACACCAUUGCAUUUCAGCUGACACUCUCAAAGGAUAUCAACAUGUCAAAAUGAUGUCAUCACUAAUUGUCAAGGUUAUAUUUUUGAAAAAAAAAAAAAAUGUCAACAAGAGAUGGAUUAGAAAUAUUAAAUGUUUUUUUUCCUUC